AUGUCGCGCGAUCGAGCGAUCCGUCUGCGAUCCACGACGGCGCGCGAGGACGUCGGUUGGCGACGGUCGCGCAGCGACUAACUUAACGUACGACAAGCCUCGUCGUGCGAGAGCCACGAUCAACGUACCCAAUGUGUCAUCCUGAUAUGCGAUCGUCCGAGGUGCACAGCCAUCGCGUCGCGUCGCGCGAAACAAUGGACUCCGUUUAACCGUCGGCCGGUCGACGGUGUAAACCCCCCCUUGAGAAAAUCCGCGUACCGGAGCGCGUUCGACGACGAGGAACGACGCGCGGCUACGAGCGAGAACGAGAGAGCUCCGAUCUUCGGAGAAUCCGCUAGCUGGGCUAGCCGCGGAAAAAUCGCCGCAGCAGGGGGCCUCUCCGAGUGGGCAGGUACGAAGGAUGUCCGGCGAGACGGAGAUCGAGGUGUCGGUCGUAUCGGAGGAGGACCUCGAACUCGAGGGCUCUAGAAGUAGUUCCACGCCGGCGGAACUGCUGCUGCAAGAGAAGAACGGCAAGUCCGGCUGCGGUCUGAGCAAUCACCACCAUCCGUUCAGCUUCGACACGGUGAGCAAGCCGGCGCUCAGGCCGGCCUGCAAUCCUCAAUACACGUCCUUCAGCAUCUCCAGUAUCCUCGGCAGGCCGGAGUCGCCGCCCGUUGACUCGACGACUUCUACGGGAUCCGGUGAGAGGCAAUCGUCGGACGUCGACAGGACGUCGCCGCUGCCGUCGGCCAACUCACAGAACUCGCAGAGGAUUCCGCCGUCCUGUGGCAGUCCCGGAAGAGCCUCUUCCUCGCCUACGUCUCUGAGGUUGUCCGGCGGUCAGCGCGGCGUGUCCACUGGUCACACCGUGCUGGAGCCCAGAGCGAAUUCCGCCGGUAUCGGUAUCGGAUGUGCUACCAGUGCUACCAGUCCGACCGCGACCUUCUCGCCGCCCGGAGACGCAUCUGCCAAUCCGCUACUGGGACACCAAGCGUCGGCCGAUCUCGCGAUGCUUUCAAGAUUGAUAGCAAGCCGAUACCCGGUCGGCAUCGGCGGCUUGUUCUACCCGUCGACACUGCAACAUCUUCAUCAACAGCAACAGCAGCAUCAACAUCAUUCGCGGCUGGCCGCCGCCGCAUCGUCCGCCCUCAGCAAUGCCGUACAGGUCGCCGGUCAAUCGCCGGAUAUCGUUGACGCCGACGGCAUUCGCGGUGUCCUACUCGGCGGCGCCGGCUGGCCGUUUCCAUGGAGGCCGACGCACGGCCUGCAGACGCUCGAGCAUCCGUCGCCGAGCGAUGUGGUCGGCACCCUCAGCCGCGUCAGUCCCGCGUCCGCGUCUUUCCCGCAGCGAGACGAGCUGGAUGACGACAAUGGCGAUGAUCGCCUGCAUCGCGCGAGGAGUCCGUCGAGCGGCGACGAUGCGCACGACGAUCUCGGCGAUGCGGACGACUGUGCGGACGCCGACGGCGAAGGCGAAUCCACCUCGACGAGUGUUCACGGAAAUUCGGUGAGCGGCGGCGGUAGUGGCGGCGGCAACGGCAACAGCAACGGUCAGAACAACGUCCAAGUCGGCGUGGACGGUCGCGAGUCGAACAGCAUAAAGCGCAAGAAGAAGACCAGGACGGUGUUCUCCAGGUCGCAGGUUUUCCAGCUGGAGAGCACGUUCGAUAUGAAGCGCUACCUCUCGUCGUCGGAGCGCGCCGGCCUCGCAGCCUCGCUCAGGCUUACGGAGACCCAAGUGAAGAUCUGGUUUCAAAAUCGACGGAACAAAUGGAAGCGACAGCUGGCCGCCGAGUUGGAGGCGGCGAACAUGGCGCACGCCACCCAGAGGCUGGUCAGGGUGCCGAUCUUGUAUCACGAAGCGUCGGCCGGCACCGGCGCUUCCGGCGGUGUGUCCGUAUCGGUGACGGCGCCGGGUCCGCCACCGCCGUCGUCAGUCGGCGGGACCUCCGCCCUGUCGCAUUCGGUUGGCGUCGGCGUCGGCGUCGGUGUGGGCGUCGGCGUCGGCGUCGGCACCUCGUGCGCGCCCACCACGGCGCAGCCCAUCUUCUACUCCCAUCACCAUCAGCACCACCAUCACCACCCGGCGGCGGCCCACGUGCAGGCGCACAGUCUACUAUCCCACCAGGUGCACCCGCAACCGCCGCCCCCGCCGCCGCCGCCGCCCAACGGCCAACCACCGCGGACGUCCUCGCAAUAA
Messenger RNA from Linepithema humile (Argentine ant), 2182 nucleotides. It is a transcript of the gene Hmx, whose product is annotated as homeobox protein Hmx. The record is from RefSeq and is a predicted model, not a curated record. Gene Ontology annotation, cellular component: nucleus. Lineage: Eukaryota; Metazoa; Arthropoda; Insecta; Hymenoptera; Formicidae. Gene Ontology annotation, biological process: regulation of transcription by RNA polymerase II. Gene Ontology annotation, molecular function: DNA-binding transcription factor activity, RNA polymerase II-specific; RNA polymerase II transcription regulatory region sequence-specific DNA binding.